CUCUGGCAGUAAACCUCGGCUGGCGACAGAAACCAAUCAGAGCGACAUCUUACUGAGGACAUCGAUCGGGAUUUAUUUAUCCGACGGAAACCACCAUCAGUCUGUCAAAUAACAACCUUCAGAAACCCCCGAGAGAAACGUUAACGCUUUUUGAAAUAUCGCCGACGACAUGGCUGAUUUUAGUAUCGACCAGAACAACCUGCCUGGCGUUAAAGAGGUGUGCCGGGACUUUGCUGUGCUAGAAGACCAUUGUCUGGCCCACAACCUUCAGGAACAGGAAAUUGAGAGCCACCUGGCAUCCAAUGUCAACAAGAGCCGUCUGGUUCAGCAGGACCUGCAGGUGGCCAAACGCCUGCAAGAGGAGGAAGACCUACGGGCAAAAGCCGUGAGCAAGAGACAACACCGACACUUUGAACGCAUCGACAAUGAAAUUGCUCAGGAAAUUCAAGAACAACUGGUCCGGCAGGCUGAACAACUGAGGCAACAGGAGGAGAAAGAUGAGGCCAUCGCCAGAAAGUUGCAGGAACGAGAGAUGAAAGAGGAGAGAAGACGACAAAAGCAGCUGGAUGCAAACUUGGAAGAGGAGUAUUAUGAAGACAAAGCCUUUCGACCUCCACUGGACUUGCGAGAGCAGCAUCCCGGUUUCACUUCUCCAGUUUACAGAAAAGAAAGGUAUCCCGACUACAGUCGUGGUCAUUUCCCAUACAACUCUCCUGACCCAGACAGAAAGAAAUACGAUACCCGUAGCCGAUAUCCAGAAAAUGACCCAGUUGGGUCUGGACAAUCAAGGAAUCCAGAGAGAUACCCAAAAGAUAGAAACAGACCCCUAGAUCUCAACUAUACGGAACCUUGCAGAAGAAAGAAACAGGAUAAAUUGGAUGAACCACGUUCUGCAAGAGGUGACAUGGAUCCUGCUGUGCACAGGAAAGAGAAGCCUCUCAGGGAUUACUCUGCUGGUUGGGACAGAGUCUGGGACAAGGAGAGGAACAGGGAUACAGAACUAGAAAGAGAUGGGCAGAGAACCAAAGAGAGGCCAAGGGACAGAGCAAGAAGUCAAGAUCGACUAUUAAGCGGAGAUGUCAACCGUGUCAACGAAAGGGACAGAAACGAAGACAGGGAGGUCGACAGAAAUAACUAUGAACAAGGUAGCAGAGACAGGCAAAGGGAUAGAGGCAGAGAUGGAAACCAGGAGAGACACAAAAGCAGGGACAGAAGCAGAGAGUGGGAGCUGGAUGAUUACGGACUUACCCCCAGUAGGGACCGUUCAGAAGACGGCCUGGAGUUGGAGGAUCACAAGAACAGGCAGAGGCUUUUGUCAGGUCCUAAAGAGGUGUUUGAGGAGGCUAGUCUCAGAGGUCACUCUAAUGAGGGUCGAUCCCCUCGCCAUUCCCCCAGAGACGGAGACAGGAAGGUUCGAGGAGAGUAUGGCGUGAGGGAAGCAAUGCAUGGAUUGGCUCACUUAGACCUACAAGAACUAGAGCUUAAAGACAUGGAGGUGGCACGCAGGCUACAGGAAGAGGAAAUCAAGGCAAGCAAAAUCGACAAACAAGCCGCCCAACUUGCACAAGAUGAGGAUUUAGCCAGGCGACUAAUGGAGAAAGAGAAAAGAGAGUAUAAUAGAUCAAGAGAGAAGGAGAAACAAGUGAUUGAGAGAAGACGAGCCGAGGUGGAAUAUAAGCCAGUGCAAGAAGAAGUUGUACGACCACGAAUGCGGGAAGAGGUGCGCAGCAGAGAGGACGAGUACCAGAGAGCACGUAACCACAAACCUGCAAGGCCGCCUCCACCUACACAGCACUAUGAGAACAUAAACCCGAGCUAUGCUUAUGAGGACAGCCCUUAUUCUCCUCGCCCUCCUUCAAGGCCAGACGCAGCAUACAAAGGUGCCUACUACAGACAGUGACCAUGAGCUUCUACUGUUGUCCAAUCAUGAGUUGCUCUUUUCUUCCUUUUACUUUCGAAGACGUCAUUAUGUAUCGAAGAUGAUUGGAGUCUGUGCUAAAUGUGAAAAUGGAUUGAAGUUGGAUUCGAGUUCUGAGGCUACCUGCAAAAAGCUACUGACACUUUAUUUUUUUUAGUUUAUCGCUCAUGUCGAGUUAGUUGAAGUUGUCACCAUGUGUUGUGAAAGAGUGUCUUUUCCCCUGGAGCUAUGAACUAUUAUGUGACAGGACGGUUCCUGUUGGCUUGAUCUUAUGUUCUUGUCUUAUUGUGGAUGACUGGACAGGAGGGACUCUACUGCACAGCUCUUUUUGGAUUGCCCAUUUUCUCUCUAUCCCUCUUGGCAAUGUAUUGCCAUACUAAGAUGACCAACAUUUGUUUCAUGCAACUUAUAUGACAUCUAUACUUGAGUCUUGAUUCCAUGUUUUAUUGAUGACCAGGAUGCAGCAGGAUGUGCAAAUUUCCAAGGAUACUUCAUGGUUUAAUCCAAAAUGGUGAUGUAUAACUAAGGAAAACACAUGCUUGAAUAUAUGAAGCACAAAUAUGUGCUAUAUAUUUAUUGAUUUUGUUUUGAGAUAAUAUAUAUAUUUUAUUUUUAUUUUCUUUAAAAAUGCAUUGAUGAUUGUUUCAGCCUUUCACAGAUUGAUCCUAAGGGACUGUUUGUUUACACCAGAAGUGAUCAAGUUCUCUGAGGCCUAUUUUAAAAGGAUAGUUCACCCCCACCCCUCUUUUUUUUUUUUUUUUUUUUUAUUCAGUCAACUCAGACUCAUGUUGUUCCAAAUCACUUUGUUUCUACCUUGGAAUAAUGAUAAAAUGUUCAUUUUUAUUGAACUAUCCUUUUAAUUCAAAGUUUCCACCCUGCUCGAACAAACCUCAUCUUGAUUAGCUGGUUCAGGUAUAUUUAAUUUGAAUCAGAAUUGAAGUCUCCAGACCAAUCAAAUAUCAAGGUGAGGCUGUCAAUGGUUUCUUUUUCAACUUUUGCCAUCAAUUCAUCAUUUAGCCUCCAUAUCAUUUGUGAGAGACUCCUUAUGGUCACUGUGGGAAAACAUACAGCUAGGGGUUGAGAGGCUCUGCCUACGGGUGCCUUUGGGUAAUUCGUACCCCAUACUUACAGUGUCCAUAGAGAUUCCCUUGUCUUUGUAGGUUCUUCGGGACUUAAAAAUAUGCUCCUGUGUUCAAGUGCAUGCUGGCUGAAUAUGAACAAAAUGGGGUUGACUAUUUGAAUCUUGUAUAAAAAUGUCCACAAAACACAGCUCUACAUCUCAUUUUUUUAUUUGAAUAUAUUUUUAUUUAUAAUAGAAAGAAAAUACACAAGCUUAAGGCAUGUAGUAGCAUUGCUAUUGGCACAGAUGUAAACAUUGUUUUCAUGCUUGCAUUAUCAUAUGUGGUUCAUAUUAAUAUCUCAAUGUUCUGAUUUACAGUGCUUUGUUAUUGUUGGUAAACGUCCAUUAAUCAGGAACAGACCAUCUUGCAGCAAAGGCAAAUAGAUCUAUGGAACCCCUAGAGCAGUGGUUCACAACAUUUUCAUAAUGAACGCCCCCCUACUUCAUUCCUUUACCUCAGCCGCCCCCAAUCAAUUGAAAGCGGAGACUUUUACAAUUACUUGUGUUAUUUGCUUAAUUUGCUCGAUGCAACUUCGAUGCAUUGCAUAAUUUAAAAGUUUUGUUAAUAAAUUCAGUAGGCUUUCACGAUUUGAAUGUGAGACCAAACCUUGCGUUUCUUGAAUUCAAGUAGACGGAGGGCUAUAUCUGUGCCCUUUAAAAUGAAACUUAUAAUAAAAGUGAUAUUUUUAAAAUUUUUUACAUUUGACUUUUUGAACAUUUUAAUUGAUUAAUUAAUUAACAGUGGUAUGUGUAACAAGACCAUAGUAAACACAUGGAAGCAUGGAUAUUCUUCACUACCAUGGUUAUAAAACAAACUAUAGCAUUUGUGUAAUUCUAGACAGUAGACCUAGUCUAAACGCAUGUAAAAAACAAAAAAACUAUAAAUAUAAGUUGAUACUUCAGAUGCGUCACUAGAGUUCAAAAUCGGAUGAACCGCGAUACAAAUGCAUACCAACUCGUAUAAUUGAGAACCAACAGAUAAACUCAAAGUCUAGAUCUUUUAAUGCGAAGUGGAACUUGAUGAUAGAUUUGAUUAUUAUGACUGAUAAACGCCCCUAUUUGAAGCCUAACACCCCCCUCUCUACUAUUUUUCACUCAGCGCCCUCUGGCAUCCUUUGAAAGACACCUGGGGGAGUGGAACCGCCCCUGUUGAGAACCCUUGCCCUAGAGGACAGAGAAGGGAUUUAAUUUCUGAAAUAAUUUUGUGCUCCCUUGCAGUAGUUUGUGUUUCGUAGCAGUAAGUUGUGAGUUUUCCUUGCAAAUAUGCUUGUUUUUCCCUUGUAAUAAGUUGUUCCCACAUAAUGUUUUUCAUUCCCUAGUAAGUUGUGCAUUCCCUUGUAAUAAAUGUUGCGUUCCCUCGUAAUAAGUUUUGCGUUCCCUUGCUGUAGUUUGUGUUCCCUUAUAAGCAGGGCUGGACUGGAAAGAGAAAUCGGCCCUGGAUUUUACAUAGAAACUGGCCUAAACGUUGCCCCCCAACGGUUGGGGGGCAACUGUUGGGUUGUUCGCUGUCCUUUUCUGCGUAUCGUGGCACCAUUUUGUGGCCCAUUCUGCAUAACGCGGCGGCUCAUUUGAGUUAUCGCGGCCCAUUUGGACCCGGUUCUCUCGAUGGUCAGUCCUCCCCCGAUUGGCCCCAAAGUGCGUUGGCCUGUAGUAAAUUCAUAGUACUAUCAACUAUUGCAAGGAAACACAACUAUUUCAUUAAAUACAUUUCCCUCCCUGUCUUUUAUUAAGGGGCUCCAUGCAGAUAAAAGCUGCAAACAUGUGUAGCUUUCACAAAAUGUAUCUGCAUAUAUUUCUGUCAGGGCAUCUUUUUUUUUUUUUUUUUUUUUUUACAAACCUUUGCAAACAUUCCAUAACAUUCUGCUGGAUUAUUAGUGCCUCUACAAGACCCGUGUUCGAUCGCCAGUGCUGAAAGCUACCGUCUUGUGCUCUCGAGAAUAUACUAGUUUGUGUUGGUGCAUUCCAGUAAAAGGCAUGGCCUGAAAUGUGUCCACGUAAAACAUUUAGGGACAAUCUAUAUCUGUUGCCAUGCUGCUAUGCUCAAACGAAAGCUGAUUUAAGAACAUUUUAAUGUGGAAUUGUAUGUGUGUUUUCAUGAUGAAGUGCAUGUAUAUCUUUUUUAGUGCUGUGUUAAUCCAGCACAUGUCAUGGUGCAUAUUGCUCUGUAGUAAUCGAACAGAAUAUUGUAUGUGGAAAUCUUGCUACAAAUGGGCUGGAUGGUCCUUCUGUGUCAAAUGUGCCAACAUUCAGGGAUUAAAACAAGUAUUAUGACUGAGGCUUCAACAAACAAAUGGGUUACCUUUUAGCACCUGGUAUGCCAUUCUGUAUGUAUGUAUGCGUGUGUAACCGAGCGAACAAGACUUUGGCGUUUUUCACUCAACGUAAAGAUGUGACAUCCAUGCCAGUUUGUUUUACAAUCGACUGCUGCUGGAAACAUUUUGUGACCAGCUACACAUUUUUGUAUCUUGCACAUUCUUUCAUAGCUUCCACUGGCCAACUGUAAAUACCAAAUAAAUGACUUUUAAAAGA
Messenger RNA from Xyrauchen texanus (razorback sucker), 5567 nucleotides. RefSeq names its product coiled-coil domain-containing protein 50-like. Lineage: Eukaryota; Metazoa; Chordata; Actinopteri; Cypriniformes; Catostomidae. Bases 170 to 1900 code for a protein of 576 amino acids. Gene Ontology annotation, cellular component: cytoplasm. The transcript is spliced from 12 exons. The record is from RefSeq and is a predicted model, not a curated record. Gene Ontology annotation, molecular function: ubiquitin protein ligase binding.